Vigna radiata var. radiata (mung bean) is the source of this 2055-nucleotide messenger RNA. RefSeq lists its product as uncharacterized. The record is from RefSeq and is a predicted model, not a curated record. Lineage: Eukaryota; Viridiplantae; Streptophyta; Magnoliopsida; Fabales; Fabaceae. The transcript has 4 exons. Gene Ontology annotation, biological process: regulation of DNA-templated transcription. The coding region runs from base 1 to 2055 and encodes 684 amino acids.
AUGUGUGGACAUCACAAUCAUAAGUUGGCUGAAACUUUAGUUGGACACCCUUAUGCUGGCAGGUUAAAUAUGAGUGAGAAGUCAUUACUGGUUGAUAUGACAAAGAGUAAAGUUACACCUGCAAAUAUUUUAUUAACCCUCAAACAAAACAAUGAUCGAAAUGUCACAACGAUUAAUCAAAUCUACAACGCAAGGCAAGUGUAUAAACGAUCAUUAAGAGGGUCCAGAACCGAACUACAACAACUUAUGAUGUUGUUGGACCGGGAUAAGUACAUUCAUUGGAGUAGGUGUGCCGACGAUUCAAAGGUUAUUACUAACGUGUUUUGGACACAUCCUGAUACGGUGAAAUUGUUAAACUCAUUUAAUGUUGUAUUUAUGAUGGAUUCCACGUAUAAAACAAACAGAUAUAGACUUCCGUUGCUUGAGAUUGUGGGCAUGACGUGUACAGGUUUAACCUUCUCAACAGCAUUUGCUUUCUUGUCUACUGAAAGGCAGAGUAAUUUCACAUGGGCUUUGGAAAAGCUGAAAGGUUUAUUUAUAACAUCUGAGGGUAGUCCUAAAGUCAUUGUCACUGAUCGAGACUUGGCUUUGAUGAAUGCCAUUGCAAAUGUAUUCUCUGAGUCAUAUCAGAUGUUAUGUCGGUUCCACAUCCAUAAAAAUGUUUUAGCUAAAUGCAAAAUGUUAGUUCGUUCUAAAGAGGCUUGGGAUGUGUUGAUGUGUGCAUGGGAAAAUGUCAUGGAUUGCGCUGAUGAGAGCUUGUUUGUUGAGUAUGUGAAUGGUCUUCAAUAUGCGAGUAGUGAAUGGCCUUUGUUCUUUGAAUAUGUGAAUCAGACUUGGAUUAUUCCGGUUGAGUCUGCUCAUGCGAGUUUGAAGACAAUUCUGAGCAAUAGUAUGGGUGAUUUGUGUUCUUGUUGGGAUAGUAUUCAUAACUUCGUUACCAUACAACACAACAAGAUUAAGACGUCAUUUGAAAAAAGUUGGUUGCUCACAAGUGACCCUUUUAAAGGAUACAGGUAUAGACAACUUAUUGGGCAUGUAUCUCGAUAUGCAUUAGAUCUCAUUGCCGAUGAAUUAGAAAGAGUCCAACAGAUAGGAUUGGACUCAUCAAAGUGUGGAUGCGUAUUGAGACGUACAUUUGGUGUCCCCUGUGCAUGUGAAUUAGCACGGUAUGAUCCUGGGAUGAUCCCUGUGGGUGAAUUUCAUAUCAUGUGGCAAAGAUUGCAUUUCUCAAAUGUUGAAUUAAAUGAAAUCGAGCCNCAUUUAUCCAUUAAAGAUGUGUUGAAACAAAUAGAAGAACGAUUCAAUGAGGCUGACAUUGGAGGUAAAGUUACCAUUAAGCAGAAGUUACUUGACAUUACUUGUCCUACAUUGACAUCAAUGGUCCCUCCAUUAGAUAAAGUUAAGACAAAGGGUGCAAAGAAAAGAAAAGUUCAACGAACAGAAAGGUCUACUAUGCGGGAUCCAUCAUAUUUUGAGUAUGUCGACGCCUUUCAUUCAACCAUGGAAUCUUCAUCUGUGAAAAGUAAAUUACAAUCAAAGCUAAAUGUAGUGAAGAAAAAAAAAGUUGCAAUGAUAGACCAGUUUCAUUCUACUACUCACCCCUUCAUUUUGGACGUUGUUGAUGUUGUGGCCGAUGGUCACUGUGGAUAUAGAUGCAUUGCUGCAUUGUUAGGACUCAGGGAAGAUUCAUGGCCCGUUAUUAGAAAUGAUUUGUACAAAGAACUCAGUAAUUGGCGUGAUGAAUACGGAAGACUGGUAGGAGGCACUGAUGUAGUAGACAAACUGAAACAGUCUUUGUUGGUGGAGUCACAGUCGACGGCUAACAGGAACAAGUGGAUGACAUUACCAGACAUUGGUUAUGCAAUUGCUAACCGCUAUAAUGUCAUUUUAGUUAAGCUACAAGAAGGUUGUCCUUUGCCCAUGGUGAAUAUCAUCUCCUCAACCUACUGUUAUGCUCAGGCACGAGCGUGGUCAUCUAUGUAUACUAGUAGGAUGCAAGCAUUUGCACAAUUGAUGAAUGUAUCGAAAUCUUAUGUUGACUUAGGUGAUCCAUGA